AGUGCCUGGAGAUGACCACCAAACGGAAAAUCAUCGGCCGACUGGUGCCGUGCCGAUGUUUCCGAGGUGAAGAAGAAAUCAUCUCAGUUUUAGACUACUCCCACUGCAGUCUUCAGCAGGUGCCAAAGGAGGUCUUUAACUUUGAGCGGACAUUAGAGGAACUUUAUCUAGAUGCCAAUCAAAUUGAAGAGCUACCCAAGCAAUUGUUCAACUGUCAAGCUCUAAGAAAACUAAGUAUUCCUGAUAAUGAUCUUUCAAAUCUGCCAACCACUAUUGCUAGUUUAGUUAAUCUUAAAGAACUCGACAUCAGUAAAAAUGGUGUACAAGAAUUUCCAGAAAACAUUAAGUGCUGUAAGUGUUUAACAAUUAUUGAAGCCAGUGUCAAUCCCAUUUCUAAACUCCCUGAUGGCUUCACGCAGCUUCUAAAUCUGACCCAGCUCUACCUGAAUGACGCCUUUCUUGAAUUUCUUCCAGCUAAUUUUGGAAGACUUGUCAAAUUGCGGAUCUUGGAGUUAAGAGAAAAUCAUUUGAAAACUCUACCAAAGUCAAUGCACAAACUGGCCCAGUUGGAAAGACUUGACCUAGGCAAUAAUGAAUUCAGUGAGCUGCCUGAAGUUCUGGAUCAAAUACAAAAUUUAAGGGAGCUGUGGAUGGAUAAUAAUGCAUUACAAGUGCUACCUGGGUCUAUAGGGAAGUUAAAGAUGUUGGUAUACCUGGAUAUGUCAAAAAACAGAAUAGAAACGGUUGACAUGGACAUUUCUGGAUGUGAAGCCCUUGAGGACCUCUUACUGUCAUCCAAUAUGUUGCAACAGUUGCCUGACUCUAUAGGACUGUUGAAAAAAUUAACUACUCUAAAAGUAGAUGACAACCAACUUACAAUGCUACCCAACACAAUCGGAAAUUUAUCUUUAUUGGAAGAAUUUGACUGCAGCUGUAACGAACUGGAGUCUCUACCUUCUACUAUUGGCUACCUUCAUAGUCUUCGAACGCUAGCAGUCGAUGAGAAUUUCCUUCCAGAAUUACCCCGAGAAAUUGGAAGCUGUAAGAAUGUAACAGUUAUGUCUCUACGUUCCAAUAAACUGGAAUUUCUUCCUGAAGAGAUUGGACAGAUGCAGAAACUAAGAGUCUUAAAUUUGAGUGACAACAGAUUGAAGAAUUUACCAUUCUCAUUUACCAAACUUAAAGAGCUUGCAGCUUUGUGGCUUUCUGACAAUCAGUCCAAAGCCCUUAUCCCUUUACAAACUGAAGCCCAUCCAGAAACAAAGCAAAGAGUAUUGACUAACUACAUGUUUCCCCAGCAACCUCGUGGUGAUGAAGAUUUCCAGUCAGACAGUGACAGCUUUAACCCUACCCUGUGGGAAGAGCAGAGACAACAACGCAUGACUGUUGCCUUUGAAUUUGAAGAAAAAAAGGAAGAUGACGAAAAUGCUGGGAAAGUUAAGGAUCACUCCUGCCAAGCCCCCUGGGAAAGGGGCCAGCGUGGGAUUACUCUCCAACCUGCCAGACUGUCUGGCGAUUGCUGCACACCAUGGGCCAGGUGUGAUCAGCAGAUCCAAGAUAUGCCCGUCCCCCAGAAUGACCCACAGCUGGCAUGGGGUUGUAUAAGUGGCCUCCAGCAGGAAAGGAGCAUGUGUACUCCAUUGCCAGUUGCAGCACAAUCCACCACUCUUCCCUCUCUAAGUGGCAGACAGGUUGAAAUAAACCUAAAACGAUAUCCAACUCCUUAUCCAGAGGAUUUAAAGAAUAUGGUAAAAUCUGUUCAAAAUCUGGUGGGUAAGCCAAGCCAUGGAGUGCGUGUUGAGAAUUCAAAUCCAACUGCUAACACGGAGCAAACUGUGAAAGAAAAAUAUGAACACAAGUGGCCUGUAGCCCCAAAGGAGAUUACAGUGGAGGAUUCUUUUGUUCAUCCAGCUAAUGAAAUGAGGAUUGGGGAACUUCACCCUUCAUUAGCUGAGACCCCUCUGUACCCACCCAAACUUGUUCUGCUAGGGAAGGACAAAAAAGAAUCAACUGAUGAGUCUGAAGUUGACAAAACUCACUGUCUGAAUAACAGUGUUUCCUCAGGCACUUACUCCGACUACUCGCCUUCCCAGGCUUCCUCAGGAUCCUCUAACACCCGGGUUAAAGUGGGGUCCUUGCAGACAACAGCUAAAGAUGCAGUACAUAAUUCUUUAUGGGGUAACAGGAUUGCACAAUCUUUCCCACAGCCUCUUGAUUCAAAGCCAUUACUCAGCCAGCGGGAGGCUGUUCCCCCAGGGAAUCUACCACAGCGUCCUGACCGGCUGCCAAUGAGUGACGCCUUCACUGACAACUGGACUGAUGGUUCACAUUAUGAUAACACAGGGUUUGUUGCAGAGGAGACCACAGGCGAGAAUGCCAACAACAAUCCUCUCUUAAGUUCGAAAUCUAGAAGCACGUCUUCUCACGGACGCAGGCCGUUGAUUAGGCAGGAUAGGAUUGUUGGUGUUCCCCUGGAACUUGAGCAGUCUACACACAGACACACACCAGAAACAGAAGUGCCUCCUUCCAAUCCUUGGCAGAAUUGGACCAGAACCCCUAGUCCUUUUGAAGACAGGACCGCUUUCCCUUCCAAAUUAGAGACAACCCCCACCACCAGCCCAUUACCUGAAAGGAAAGAACAUAUGAAAGAAUCUGCUGAAAUACCUAGUCCUUUCUCUCCAGGAGUACCAUGGGAGUAUCACGACUCCAAUCCCAACAGGAGUCUUAGCAAUGUCUUUUCUCAGAUCCACUGCCGCCCAGAAUCUUCUAAAGGUGUUAUUUCCAUUAGCAAAAGCACAGAGAGGCUUUCCCCACUCAUGAAAGAUAUCAAGUCCAAUAAAUUCAAAAAGUCACAGAGUAUCGAUGAGAUUGACAUUGGUACAUACAAGGUGUAUAAUAUACCAUUAGAAAACUAUGCUUCUGGGAGUGAUCACUUAGGAAGCCAUGAACGGCCAGACAAAAUGUUGGGACCAGAGCAUGGUAUGUCCAGUAUGUCUCGAAGCCAGUCAGUCCCAAUGCUGGAUGAUGAGAUGCUCACUUACGGAAGUAGUAAAGGGCCACAGCAACAAAAAGCUUCCAUGACCAAAAAAGUCUAUCAGUUUGACCAAAGCUUCAAUCCCCAAGGAGCAGUGGAAGUGAAAGCCGAAAAGAGGAUACCGCCCCCCUUUCAACACAAUUCUGAGUAUGUGCAACAGCCCAGCAAAAACAUCGCCAAGGAUUUGGUUAGUCCCAGAGCUUACAGAGGAUACCCACCAAUGGAGCAGAUGUUUUCAUUUUCUCAGCCAUCUGUUAAUGAGGAUGCUGUGGUGAAUGCCCAGUUUGCAAGCCAAGGCGCCAGGGCAGGCUUCUUGAGAAGAGCCGACUCCCUGGCGAGCUCCACAGAAAUGGCCAUGUUUAGAAGGGUCAGUGAACCUCAUGAGCUGCCUCCGAGUGAUAGGUACGGCAGACCUCCGUAUAGGGGAGGUCUGGAUCGCCAAAGCAGCGUUUCAGUGACUGAGUCCCAGUUCCUGAAAAGGAAUGGCAGGUAUGAAGAUGAACACCCUUCAUAUCAAGAAGUGAAAGCUCAGGCGGGAAGUUUUCCAGUUAAAAACCUUACCCAAAGGAGGCCAUUGUCUGCAAGAAGCUACAGUACAGAGAGUUACGGUGCCUCCCAAACCAGGCCAGUUUCAGCUAGGCCUACUAUGGCAGCUCUUUUGGAAAAAAUACCAUCUGACUAUAACUUGGGUAACUAUGGUGACAAGCCAUCAGAUAACAGUGAUAUAAAGACGAGGCCCACUCCUGUGAAGGGAGAGGAGAGCUGUGGUAAAAUGCCUGCAGACUGGAGACAACAGCUGCUUAGACAUAUAGAAGCUAGAAGGUUAGACAGGGUGUGCUCAGUCCCAUUGAAGGGAGCCUCAUCAAAGCCUCAUGACUGGCUGUCAGUGGGAGACACCUGGUCAGUUGUCACCAUGCCUUACCUCAACUUAUACCCUCCAUGUAGACAGAUAAUUGGAGGGCGAAAAUAUUGGGGCCAAAUAAUACAGUACAGUUUGGGAACUCUGGCCUCGUGUAGACACGACCAUACGUAACAGGGUAAGAUGAACUAGUCAAGAAAGGUUGUGAGAAGCUUUUCGGAGCAUACGUACAAUGACUAGUAAUUUGAGGCAACAGAGGAGUGAGUGAAAACAAAACAUGGAAAAGAAGGCAAAAUGCUAAGCCUUUGGUACCACCGUUUAUUUACUGGUUCUCAGAUAAAUGGUUCCUCUCCUUUGAUCGGAGCUACUCUUCUAGCUGGAGCAGGAAUUUGGAGAGAGGAAAAUAGGACCGGGGGAGGGGGAUUUGGAUCGGCAGAAGUCUGUGAGCCCUGCCUGGCCCAGAUCCAGAAAACCAAAAGUAAACUCAUGUGUGUUUCCUAUUGCUGUGACAACACCUUCCUUUUUAAUUAGUUUCCAUGCUUCCCCUCUUCGUUUAUAAUUCCCGCAGUCUGUCUUUCAUUUUCCAGAGCAAUUUCAGUGUAUAUUCCAUAGCUCCUUAUUGAAUUCUAAGAAAUUAGGUUACCUGAGAGUAUUGCUUCAAGCCACUAGAUCCUGAAAUUUGUCCUCUUGUUUUCUCCAAGGAACAUUUCUUCCCGCCUCGCAGUUGCAUGACUGAGCUAUUCAGGCUGUAUCUUACUUAGAACUUCCCAGGCACUCAAAAAGAUAAAUUCAGAGUACCAAAGCACAGACUUUUUAUGUAAGACUAGUUUUGACAUAGCUGUGCUUCUUAACAUAGUGUUCAAAGUCAGACUGCUCCAGAGAAACACUGUGUUUCCUUCCCUGUGAAAUUUAUUUGAGGAUUUAAACCAGAAAUCAAAUAGUUACACUAGAAACUACAAGAUCUUUGUCCAUUCUUCAUAAGAGAGAACUGCCCAGAGGCCUGGACAUUGGAUAAGCUUAACAGCCCGAGAUAACAUUGGUUAAAGAUAUUGCCUGGUGCUGACCUUGGAGAGGCAGCUCCAAGUACUGUCGUAGAUAAAAGAUCCUGUUUUCUCCUGUAGUCUAACCUCAAGGCUCAUGAUUCCACCACAGAGCCCCACUGUGACUGAGAGAAUUUAAACAUGAACCCAUAUGUCCCACACUGCUACCCUUCUACAGGAGCAAAGAGGGCACUGAGUGGAAUAAUUUUAAACCUUAAGGAAUCAUUCAAGUGCUAGAUUGAAAUGUUCGGUGUCCUUUUCUUCUUUGGCAUGGUGACAAUGAAGAAUCACUGGAUGAAAUAAUCAAGGAUCCAUAACAAAUAUGAUUGGUAGACAAGCACACCAUCAGGAGGAUAAUUGUUUUUUAGUUGAGUUCAGUGAAACUGAUGCUAAAAAUCAUUACUUCGCAAACAACGCCCUCAGAAUACUAUAGCUGCCUCCUGUUAUUGUUCAGUAAGACUCAGUUUUUAAAAAAUUUACGAAGUUAACUUGUGUAGAUUUUUUUUUCCGAAAUAAGAGAAUUGCUUUAAAGGGCCAAAUACUGUCAAUUAUUAUCUUUUUAUGAGAGGUGGAAAGUGGAGAUUGUACUAAUGGAAACUAUUUGAUGAUGGGACAUACAAAAUGUUUUAAUUUAAAUGAAGUUCUGUACAAGAAAAAUUAACUAGCUCUCAGACCCUUGGAAUAAUCUGAGAUGCACCUGUCGAAGGAUAGCCACAAUGCAGACAUCACCAGAGUGCUCUCUAAGUAUUUAAGUAUAUUAGAUAAGUAGCCUUAAUAGCUCAAAUUAUAAUUCCUUUAGUUUCAUUAUCAAAUUUCUCCAGUUCAAAAUGUAAUUUUUAAGAAACAAAAAAAAAUUCAGAAACUUUGGAUCCACAUACAAUUUCUUUGACUGGUUUAAUUAAAUUCAUCAGUCAAUUCAGUUAGCCAAUAGGUUGAAUGAUUUUUUUUUGAACAGCUCUUUUUCUGAGUUGCUGUAAUUAUGUCUGUAGAGUGAGCGAUAAAGGACACUGAUUUUGGCUUUAAUGUUGUAGUGCCUUCGUUUUAGGGCAGAAUUAGAAGCUGGUAUUUGUCUUUUGAAUGUGUUUAUCUCACAAUGUGAAAGAAGCCAUGAGAUUUGGAGCUGGCAGAUUUUGAUUAAGAUCUCACUGUUGGAAUUUUUUUUUUUUAACUAAUAGACUACCACAGACGAAAAACAUUUGUCCAAAGUCACGACAGUCAUGAUCUAUAAGAGAUAGGUUUUAUGCCCUUCAGUUAGCGGCAAAUGUAAAACAGAAUGUAUCCUUGCUUUUUGUCUUUUCCGUAGUUUUGGAUGGUACUCAUUAUGUGCAUAACUAACACUGUUGACUGUAUGCUUCUGUCUGAUCAAGUGCAUGUUUAAAAGAAAGUUACUGUUUGCCCGCUUAAAGUUAAAUGUUAUAAAUUUAAACAUGUUCAUGUAAUAAUCAGUUUGUUGAGCAUG
Ailuropoda melanoleuca (giant panda) is the source of this 6392-nucleotide messenger RNA. It is a transcript of the gene LRRC7, whose product is annotated as leucine rich repeat containing 7. NCBI's taxonomy places the organism in Eukaryota, Metazoa, Chordata, Mammalia, Carnivora, Ursidae. The record is from RefSeq and is a predicted model, not a curated record. The coding region runs from base 12 to 4067 and encodes 1351 amino acids. Gene Ontology annotation, biological process: neurotransmitter receptor transport postsynaptic membrane to endosome; cell-cell adhesion; receptor clustering. The transcript is spliced from 20 exons. Gene Ontology annotation, molecular function: protein kinase binding. Gene Ontology annotation, cellular component: postsynaptic membrane; adherens junction; postsynaptic density.